This is a messenger RNA of Cygnus atratus (black swan), 937 nucleotides long. It is a transcript of the gene NUDT5, whose product is annotated as nudix hydrolase 5. The transcript is spliced from 10 exons. The record is from RefSeq and is a predicted model, not a curated record. Lineage: Eukaryota; Metazoa; Chordata; Aves; Anseriformes; Anatidae. Gene Ontology annotation, biological process: ribose phosphate metabolic process; nucleoside phosphate metabolic process. Gene Ontology annotation, molecular function: ADP-ribose diphosphatase activity. The coding region runs from base 330 to 929 and encodes 199 amino acids. Gene Ontology annotation, cellular component: nucleus.
ACCCGGGCCGGCCCCGCCUCGCCUCAGCCGCCGCCAUCUCGUCAGCGCCACCCGGCCGCGGCCCCGGCUCCCGUCCUGCCGCCGGGCACAGCUCGUCUGAAUUUGGGCCCUACAUGAGGCAAAUGGAACAAGCAGCACAAUUUGCCGGCAAUAUCCUGUGAUACUAACCGUGAAAGUCAUCAGAGAAGGAGACAGCAAAUUCUGUUGAAAAGAGCUUCUGGCAUGAGAUGAGCUCCUAGGGUGUAUUUGUAAUUGAUGUAGUGGAGUGCUUAGACUUGUGGCAAUGCUACAUUGACACUUCACUGAGCAGAAUGAAACAAUUCUACUAAAUGGAUCAACUUUGUUUCUGCCUGUGCCUGACCUUUGAACGGGAGGGGAAAAGCCUGACAUUCCUGAAAAUGGCAACUGAGACAUCCGCAGAAGUUCCGAAAACUGCUAGGCAAUUCGUCCUUAAAGAAGAGGUAAUUGUAGAAAGAAAAUGGUUGAAGCUUGAGGAAACAACUUAUACUGAUCCCAAUGGUAAAACCAGAACUUGGGAAACCGUAAAGCGUGCUGGCAGGAAAAAGGGAGUUUCAGCCGAUGGUGUAGCAGUGAUAGCUGUACUACAGAGAACUCUCCACUACGACUGCGUUGUCCUAGUGAAACAGUUCAGGCCUCCAAUUAACGGCUACUGCUUAGAAUUUCCUGCAGGCCUCAUUGAGGAAAACGAGACUGCAGAAAGUGCUGCAUUGCGAGAGUUGGAGGAAGAAACGGGGUACAAGGGGGAAGUCGUUGAAUGUACUCCAGCUCUCUGCUUGGACCCAGGUUUGUCAAACAGCACAACGCACAUUGUGAGCGUCACCAUUAAUGGAGAUGAGGCUGAGAAUACAAGACCUAAGCAAAAACUUGGUGAGUUUUCUACCAUUUAUAUAGAAAUUCUUAGAAGAUAACAGAACUU